AUGGAGUGGGCGUCGGCGGCGUACACGGCCGCGGCGCUGGUGUGCGCUACGGCGGCGUGCGUGGUCGCGCUCGCGCACAUCUACCGCCACCUCCUCCACUACGCCGAGCCAAUCUACCAGCGGUUCAUCGUCCGCAUUAUAUUCAUGGUCCCGGUAUAUGCUGUGAUGUCAUUUCUUUCCCUUAUCCUCCCUGACAACGCGAUAUAUUUUAAUUCUAUUCGAGAGAUCUAUGAUGCUUGGGUCAUCUACAAUUUUCUCUCACUCUGCUUGGCAUGGGUGGGAGGUCCUGGUGCUGUGGUGGUAAGUUUGAGUGGCCGAAGCCUGAAACCAUCAUGGAUUCUGAUGACUUGCUGUUAUCCAGCUAUUCCUCUAGAUGGGCGUUUUAUACGAAGAUGUAAACAAGGUUGCUUGCAGUUUGUGAUUCUCAAGCCUAUUUUGGUUGUUAUCACCUUCAUACUUUACGCGAAAGGAAAAUACAAAGAUGGAAACUUCAGUGUCAACCAAUCCUAUCUCUACAUAACUAUCAUAUAUACAAUCUCAUACUCGAUGGCUUUAUAUGCCCUUGCAUUGUUCUAUGCGGCGUGCAGAGAUCUACUUCGGCCAUAUAAUCCUGUCCCAAAAUUCAUCAUGAUCAAAUCGGUGGUGUUUCUCACAUAUUGGCAGGGUGUCCUGGUUUUCCUUGCUGCAAAAUCUCGAUUUAUCAAGAAUGCUGAUAAGGCUGCUGAUCUCCAGAACUUUGUAUUGUGUGUUGAGAUGCUAAUAGCAGCCAUUGGGCACUUAUUUGCUUUCCCCUACAAGGAAUAUGCAGGUCCCAAUGCCCGCCCUUCAGGUGGUUUCAGAGAAAGCCUUCUUCAUGCUUUGAAAUUCAAUGAUUUCUACCAUGACACCGUUCACCAGUUUGCUCCUACAUACAAUGAAUAUGUGCUCUACAAUCACAAUGAGGGAGACAAUGCACAAACAAAGUAUCCCUCAGGGAGCACCGCCCCAAGUGGGCAGGGUGUAGAGUUGGCUGGCAUCACUGUGGUGGCUUCAAACAGUCCAGUGACAUCAAGUGUAUCAUCCAACCAGGCAGAGCAGGAAGAGACAAUGACAACCCCAAUCAAGGACAAAGUCGAUCCUCCUGGAGGGCUUUACGAUCUCACAGAAUUGCUUGAUGUGGAUUUGUCUAGCUACCCAGCCAAGGUUCCUGCAAUCACCUAUGUAAGAAAACAAUGA
Miscanthus lutarioriparius is the source of this 1215-nucleotide messenger RNA. The record is from the annotation of a GenBank genome assembly. Lineage: Eukaryota; Viridiplantae; Streptophyta; Magnoliopsida; Poales; Poaceae.